This is a messenger RNA of Zalophus californianus (California sea lion), 7153 nucleotides long. RefSeq names its product solute carrier family 23 member 2 (gene SLC23A2). Gene Ontology annotation, molecular function: transmembrane transporter activity. The transcript is spliced from 19 exons. Lineage: Eukaryota; Metazoa; Chordata; Mammalia; Carnivora; Otariidae. Gene Ontology annotation, cellular component: membrane. The coding region runs from base 753 to 2705 and encodes 650 amino acids. The record is from RefSeq and is a predicted model, not a curated record. Gene Ontology annotation, biological process: transmembrane transport; L-ascorbic acid metabolic process.
CGCGGCGCCAUUUUGCAGGCGGCUGUCGCGGGGACCGGAGGCGGAGGCGGCGGCGGCGGCGGCGGCUGGCACUGCGGCGCCGAGGCGCGGCGGCAGGACGGGAGCCCAGCGAGCUGCAGCCAGCUAGGUCUUGACUCUGCUAACCGGGAUCCCCCUGUGGUUUCGAGCUUGGACCUCAGCAGCACGAGGAAAUGUAGCUCAGCGGCUUGUAACGGAAAGCAUAUGGACAGGUCCACGGUGCGGCAUUUAGUGCAGGAGUUCUGGCAUGUGCUGUCAGCACACAUUCUGAGCUGUGCUUUGAGACCAUGAACAAGUGACCAGUCUCUAAAUGUCAGAGAAGCGAAUUUAAGGUGAACAGUGAAUUCACUCAUCUCACCCAGAUGUUUACCCUUUACCAUGAUGCUUCCCUUUGAAGGAAAAAUAACACUCAUCAACAUUCAUCCAGGGACCCGCUGUGACUUGUUUAAUCCAUUCACCUGUUGAUGGACCUUUUGAUGUCUUGAAUUCUGGGCUGUUAUAAUGAAAACAGCUUUGAGAAUUUGUCUACAAGUAUUUGUGUGGAAGAAAUCUGCAUUUUGAAGAAGCUUUGCAAGUGCUAAGAGAUGGCGGCACUUGUGGGGCUCUUCUCUGCCUGAGCAUCGGGCCCUCCAGGCACCGGGAGAGCCGGCUCAGAUCCUGCUGGGCUCCUUGCCUGAACAAGCCUUCUCUUCCGGCCCCGGCAGUCCAGCGGCUAAACUGCUCGUUUUCUCUUAAUGAUGGGCAUCGGUAAGAACACCACGUCCAAAUCCAUGGAGGCCGGAAGUUCAACUGAAGGCAAAUACGAAGAUGAAGCGAAGCACCCUGGUUUCUUUACUCUUCCGGUGGUGAUAAAUGGAGGUGCCACGUCCAGCGGUGAACAGGACAAUGAAGAUACGGAGCUCAUGGCAAUCUACACGACAGAGAAUGGCAUCGCAGAAAAGAGCUCUCUUGCCGAAACCUUGGAUAGCACUGGCAGUCUAGACCCCCAGAGGUCGGACAUGAUUUAUACCAUAGAAGACGUCCCCCCCUGGUACCUGUGCAUAUUUCUGGGGUUACAGCACUACCUGACCUGUUUCAGUGGCACCAUCGCUGUGCCCUUUCUGCUGGCCGAUGCUAUGUGUGUGGGGUACGACCAGUGGGCCACCAGCCAGCUCAUCGGGACCAUUUUCUUCUGCGUGGGAAUCACAACCUUGCUGCAGACAACGUUUGGAUGCAGGUUACCCCUGUUUCAGGCCAGUGCUUUUGCAUUUCUGGCCCCUGCUCGAGCCAUCCUGUCUUUAGAUAAAUGGAAAUGUAACACCACAGAUGUUUCAGUGUCCAAUGGAACCACAGAGCUGCUACACACAGAGCACAUCUGGUACCCCCGGAUACGUGAGAUCCAGGGUGCCAUCAUCAUGUCCUCACUGAUAGAAGUGGUCAUCGGCCUCCUCGGCCUGCCUGGGGCUCUGCUGAAAUACAUCGGGCCCCUGACCAUUACGCCCACAGUGGCCCUCAUCGGGCUGUCUGGCUUCCAGGCGGCAGGAGAGAGAGCGGGGAAGCACUGGGGCAUCGCCAUGCUGACAAUUUUCCUAGUAUUAUUGUUUUCGCAGUAUGCCAGAAAUGUUAAAUUUCCUCUCCCAAUUUACAAAUCCAAGAAAGGAUGGACUGCAUACAAGUUACAGCUUUUCAAAAUGUUCCCUAUCAUCCUGGCCAUCCUUGUGUCCUGGCUGCUGUGCUUCAUCUUCACAGUGACUGACGUCUUCCCUCCCGACAGCACAAAGUACGGCUUCUAUGCUCGGACGGACGCCAGGCAGGGCGUGCUUCUGGUAGCCCCGUGGUUUAAGGUCCCGUACCCGUUUCAGUGGGGCCUGCCCACCGUCUCCGCCGCCGGUGUCAUCGGCAUGCUCAGCGCAGUGGUCGCCAGUAUUAUUGAGUCCAUCGGGGAUUAUUACGCCUGCGCAAGGCUCUCCUGUGCACCGCCGCCCCCCAUCCAUGCAAUCAACAGGGGGAUUUUCGUGGAGGGUCUCUCCUGUGUUCUCGAUGGCAUAUUUGGUACUGGGAAUGGCUCUACUUCAUCCAGUCCCAACAUUGGUGUUUUGGGAAUUACUAAGGUCGGCAGUCGCCGGGUGAUCCAGUACGGCGCGGCCCUCAUGCUGGCGCUGGGCAUGAUCGGCAAGUUUAGUGCCCUCUUCGCCUCCCUCCCGGAUCCGGUGCUCGGCGCCCUCUUCUGUACUCUCUUCGGAAUGAUCACAGCUGUUGGGCUCUCCAACCUGCAGUUCAUCGACUUAAAUUCUUCCCGGAACCUCUUUGUGCUUGGAUUUUCGAUCUUCUUUGGGCUUGUCCUUCCAAGUUACCUCAGACAGAACCCUCUCGUCACAGGAAUAACAGGAAUCGAUCAGGUGUUGAAUGUUCUUCUCACAACUGCUAUGUUUGUAGGAGGCUGCGUGGCUUUUAUCUUGGAUAACACCAUCCCAGGUACUCCAGAAGAAAGAGGAAUCAGGAAAUGGAAGAAGGGUGUGGGCAAAGGGAGCAAGUCGCUCGAUGGCAUGGAAUCCUACGAUUUGCCAUUUGGCAUGAACAUUAUUAAAAAAUACAGAUGCUUCAGCUACUUACCCAUCAGCCCAACCUUUGUGGGCUACACGUGGAAAGGCCUCGGGAAGAGUGCCACCAGCCGGAGUUCGGACGAGGACUCACAGGCCACAGUAUAGCUGUAGGUCACCCUGUGGCCCAGCCGCAGUGAGGCAUGAAGCUGUAGUUCCUUGCUGAGUAACAAGCAGUAACAUAUAUGUUUGUAUAUCUGCAUUUACCUUCUGCACCCAGGGCUAAGACGAUUACAGAUAGCUUUUUUGUUGUGGGUGGUGAUCGUGUCUAUUAUCGUGUCUCACUGGUCUCCUUAUUUAAGCCCUACCCCUUGCCCUUGAGAGCAUCCAUUGAACUUCCUAUCCUCCUGUGGGAGUGGGUGUUUGAAAUCCACAGCGGUUCCUUGGUUUUGGUCUCCUCCUACCACCCUGGGCUAGCUUUCUCACGAGCCGCUGCCAUGGUCCAGGGGCUUUCUGUCCCAGAAGCACUGGACCUGCUUCUGUUUUAUUUGACUUUGGCCUGCAACCCGCAGAGACCCCCUCUGGUCAAGGGACACCAGUCUCCUCACACUGUCACAGCUGAGGGUCAAAGGUGAUUCUGUGUUCCCUGAUCCUCCUGUAGGAGGACGCUACUGACCUGAUUGAAAACCGUGACAUGGUUACCCCCGGCCCAUGUCUGUGCGUGGGUAAGUUCUGUACAGGUAUUACUAGAACCGACAUCUGUUUGGGGGAUUGGAGGGAAAGGGGAAGUACCUGAAGUCAUAUCUGGUCUUCAGCUGCUCUAUCUUGGUGCCCCCGGCCCAGGGUGGGCCAGCACAUCUCAUAGGCUUCUUUGUCACUCUGACUGAGACACUCUAUCUGACAUUUGUCACUCUGGGCCGGUGUGAUGGGUAGAGUGCCACACAAGGGCACUAAGCAGAUGUGUAUGGGAGUCUUGACUCUGCUAUCAUGUGGAUGUCGGUUACUGUUGCGCUUGUCUAUAAAUUACAAGAUUCUAUUCCUAUUUAAUGUUAUGACUAUAGCAGGUUUUUUGAAAUCAGUGUUUUCCAUGUGACCCUCUUACCGUGCAUCCCUGUUACUUGUCCCCUACCCCUCACCUCCCUUUAAGAAAAGAACCAGCAUUUGUAAAGCUGUGGACACCAUCAGGGAAGCUUGUCGUCAUGGCUUUUGAAGGCCAGUAACCAUUAUUGUGGUUGUGUUUUGUAUUGCUUGAUACCAUGAAAGUGUAAAUACUGUAAUGCCUAAUCUAUUUAUCAAAACUGACUACUGGACCAGAGCCCAGAAACCAUGGGUUAAGUUAUACGUGAAUUUGUUUUGUGAAGAAGGGAAGCUGGGGGCAGGUAAUCAACAGAGCCGCCAUAUUGAAGGGUCGGGCAUCCUGGUAAAUUCAUCACUGCAGUUCUGUUUCGAGUCUUUUCUGGCACUUAAGGCUUAAGGAGACUGUGUGUGGGUUGUCAUGUUGUGUGUCCACUGGAUCUUAAUUUUGCAGAGGGGAAGAUUAGACCCCCUGGCCAAAUGCACCUUUCCUAUUUAAGUCAUUGCAGAAGGUGGUGACAAAAAGCAGUUGGCAGGGCCCCUUCCGUCCAGUUCUUGUUAAUAACACUAAAUCCUCUGUGAAAAAAUGACUUCUGUGGAAUUUGGUUUGAAAUUUGUCAGCCAAAGGAAAACCCUGAAACACCAAGGAGUGACCUCACCGUGUGAGGUGGUGCUUCCUAGGCGGCUCCUUGACCUGGUUGAGCCUUGGACAGCCGUGGGUGUUCCUGUCUCUGACAGCAGGGCAUGGUUCUCAGCUGCCUUGUGUCCACAGGAUAAGUCCGCUGCCCCCACAGCUGGCUCUGCUCCACCACGCUGGGAUGUCCUUGGCAGCAUUAUUGUCCCCCUAGCCUCCCUGACUCCUGGGAAGUUUGGGGCUUCAAGGCGUAUUCUGGCAAGAACAGUUUUACAGCCACUGCAUUGUUUGCCAAGAUCUGGUUGCAGAUUAAGUAAAAAAAAAAAAAAAAAAAAAAAAAAAAAAGAUUCUAAAUUACAUUUAAUUUUGUAUGUUUUUAAAAAUUGUAUCUGAUGCAUAGUUAACUUUAGAAGCACACUGGUUAACUAACGACUUUCAUCCCUUUAACUUGGUAAGCACUCAAUGCCGAAGGCCCUCCUGCACCGAGUCGCUCUCAGUUUCCUUCUAUUUGGGUUUUUUGCUCAGCAUCUCUAAUUUCUCUGUUCUGAAAAGUGGGGAAAACUGUUAAACAUGCCAGAGAUUCUAGCUCUCUAGGGGAGCAGAAGGACCAAAUAUCCAAAUAAAAGCAUGUGAACCAUUGGAUAAUCUUAACUUUCAAUCUGGCAUCUUCCCUCCCAGUGCGUGACACUCAGGAUAUGCUUCAGACAUCCAGAAACCCACUCCCUUCUGAAAACCCCUCCUUGGGCUCGGUUUUAUUGGGUGGUUCCAAGUGUGCUGGUCUGGGGGAUGUCUUCUGCAAGCUUUUAAAUGUGGAGGGAAGCCCUGUACCCCCACGUUCUGUUAGAAAUGAGGGUUUUCGCCCUUUUUGUUCCGUUGGGGCCAACUUUUAGAUUCCCUAAGGCAGGGGGAAGGGGGGGUACAGGAAGUGGGGAGGAAAGAGGGCAGCCCGACUAGAGGGCCCAUUGAGUCUGGUACUUUCUGCACAGCCUGUGAAACUCACCUCGGCUUGAGUGAUUGGAGUCUCCUGAUGAUUAAUGCCAUUUUAGAUAGUGGUCCUCCUGCUGGCAAAUAUGCUACAGAAUGAGUCUGUAAUCAAGAGAAAUAUGUAUUCGUCUGCUCCUUAGGCUUUAGCACACGCAUGAAAGGGAGGUUUGGGAGAACACAGUGGCUGUUCCUAGUCUGCGUCUGUGCACUUCCCACUUCCAUGGUUGGCCUGCACUACUGGGGCCAGGUACCCACCAUGCUUUGUUUGGCCAAUAGAAUGUUUCAAAGGGUUUGGGAUGUAAAUGUCCUUGGGCGGGGCAUUCAGACUCCAGUUUCCAUAGUGACCACCUACCCACCAUCUUUACAUUCACCUUGGGGGACUUGAUGUGAGAAGUAGAAAGUAUAAGGACAGUAGAUGGCUGUCACAUCACGGUGGGUGGCAAGGGAGAUCCCACCACUGGUUUUAAUAAAACAUCUAACAUGGUUGACCGAAUAAUGGGAAAUGGCUCCAGUCUUUGUCUCAUUAGGGAAUUAAACUGAGAUUGGUUCAUACAGACUCUUUUUUAAGAGGGUUUCGGAUGUUAACUUGUAGUAAGUUUCUGGUGAUGGGUGAGGGCAAGAGAAGUGGCUUAACCAGGCCAGCUAGAAUGAAGCGUCAUGAGUCCCGAUGGUUUCCCAUUUUCAUGGUAACAAAUUCACACACAGGAUUUGCUUUAUACUGUAGAAUAAUGACUUUCAUGAUGACGACUUGGUUUAUGCAUGAAUCUUGCAGUAUUUCCAUAUAGUAAAAUAACAUUUCUACCCAGGAUAAUAGUCACAGUUUUCCAGGGAGGGAAUGAUAUAAUUUUCAUGACAAUGUCAUGUGAUAAUAGAAUUUCUCCAUUGAUGAAUCUCUAGUAUGUGUGUAUACUUUAUUUACCCAUGCGUCUAUUUUAUCACCAUGAGCUAACUUGUUCCUUCUUUAGUUCACGGCCCUGCUGAAAUACCGGUACUGGCAACUUCGACUUGAAGUUGGCAGUUAUAAUCUUCCAUAAUACCGAUGUGGCAGGCGUGGCCAGGUCAGGUGGAAGGUGGAUAGGUAACUGUGGCAGAAGCCUCAUUCCGGUACCUGGCUGGGGCCGGGCCAUGCUGUCGCCGUGCCGAGCUGUGGCUGUGGGUGGGGCCUGAGACUUCGGGGGUGGGGUAGUUGGCCUCAGAAGCGCCUGGGGUUUUCACACGCUGUGCGUGUGGUGCUCUGUCCCCUUAGGAUUUGGACACCCACCACUUGACCUGCAGUCACAUCCCGAGUAGCGCAGGAAGACCGCCCGCAGUGGCAGGCAUUCAGCUCCCACCCGUGGACGUGGAAAGCACGUUAGCGCUGGGCACCCCUUUUCAGCAGCCUCACACACAUUCCUGUCCUUUGAGGUUGUUCUUGACCGUGCCUCGUCCUCACUCCACAGGAGCCACAUCCAGCGUCCUUAGACGUGCUGUGUUUGUUUCCUGGCAUGUAGGGCACCCUCACCAGUGUUGCCGUCUUACUGACAGUUCAAGUUGAUACCCUUUUCUGUUCGUUGGUAAUAACCUUUGUUUGACACAUUAAUAAAUUUCUGACUGUUCUUAAAGGAGUGGGGAUGCCUAUAUUUUCCUUGAGUUUUUGUGACUGACUUUGGCUCUCUACCUUUCGGGGAUUUUCUUUGUUUUUUAUUUUUAUUUUGCAUACCGAGGGUAUUUGGGGGUGGGGUUGUUUUUUGAGAUGUGUAAUUCUUUUAUGGAGUUUUUAAAAAGAAUUUUCAUAUUGUUUUUCUAACAUGGCUUCAUUAAACGUUUAAGUAUUUUAAAAAUAUGUAAUAUUUGGACCAGAUGUUGUGAAUAAUAGUAGAGAUAAAGCUAUUUUAUUCUGUAUUUUUAAAACUGUUCCGUACAAAUAAAAGCUCUCCUGGACGCA